This is a messenger RNA of Fopius arisanus, 1418 nucleotides long. It is a transcript of the gene Dbct, whose product is annotated as Dihydrolipoamide branched chain transacylase E2. The transcript is spliced from 5 exons. The coding region runs from base 54 to 1373 and encodes 439 amino acids. Gene Ontology annotation, molecular function: acetyltransferase activity; lipoic acid binding. Lineage: Eukaryota; Metazoa; Arthropoda; Insecta; Hymenoptera; Braconidae. The record is from RefSeq and is a predicted model, not a curated record. Gene Ontology annotation, cellular component: mitochondrion; cytoplasm.
UACAAUUAUAAUAAACAGUCGUAAUAACUACAGCAAUAGUUUUUCCAUAAACCAUGGCUUUCGCUGCGCGAUUACCAUUAAUAAUGAAGCUGGGAGUACAAUCGAGAUUAUUUCGCGUCACUACCACAAGACAUGGCAGUAUAGUGUCUUUCAAACUUUCGGAUAUUGGAGAAGGAAUUCGUGAAGUUACACUCAAGGAAUGGUUCGUUCAACCAGGUGAUAAAGUUGCUCAGUUUGAUGAAAUCUGUGAGGUGCAAAGCGACAAGGCAUCGGUAACAAUAACGAGUAGAUACGAUGGCCAUAUAAAAACACUUCACUGCAAGGUUGAUGAGGUUGCAUUCGUAGGUGAUGCCCUGGUAGACAUUGAGCUCGAGAAUGAUGACCCGAAAGGCAUUAAAGAAGACUGUAAAUCUAGUCAAGUAUCUCAGCAACGGGAUGACGAAAUUGUCGGUGAUUAUUAUGAUAAAAACGCCAAGGUUUUAACGACACCGGCUGUUAGAAGAAUUGCGGCUGAGAAUAAUGUGAAAUUGGAGGAGAUUUCUCCUACUGGAAAAGCCGGAAGAAUUCUCAAAGAGGACAUUCUCACAUUUUUAGAAAAACAGAAAGGAAAUGAUGGAGAGAAGACAGCUAAAGUUGGUCGAGUGCCUGCAGACGACGAAAAGGGAAGAAAUCUCGAUGAGGAUGAAGAAAUUGUUUCAUUGAAGGGAUAUCAGAAGCACAUGUGGAAGACUAUGACACAAUCACUUAGUAUUCCACAUUUUGUUUACUCCGACGAAUGUGACAUUACAAAGCUCUUAGAAAUACGAAAUGACGUCAAAGAUUUGGUAAAAUCAGAGGGUCUGUCACUUACACUUAUGCCAUUCUUCAUAAAAGCAGCGUCAAAAGCUCUGGAGAAAUUUCCACAAUUGAACGCCUGGUUGGACGUAGACAACCAGAACUUAAAAGUCUUUAGACGUCACAACAUCAGUGUAGCUAUGGCCACACCCGCGGGUCUCGUUGUGCCGAAUAUAAAGAAUGUACAAGAACUUUCCAUCACGCAAAUCGCAAGGGAAUUGAAUAGACUGCAGGACCUAGGGAAAAAAGCUUCAUUGCCCUUGUCUGAUCUAGCUGGAGGGACUUUUUCGCUUUCUAAUAUUGGAGUGGUCGGUGGCACGUACGCAAAGCCCGUUAUUCUCCUUCCACAAAUUGUUAUUGGAGCCAUUGGGAGAGUCCAAAAAUUGCCUCGUUUUGACGCCGAUGGAAAUAUAAAAGCUGCGAACAUUAUUGUCCUCAAUUGGUCAGCUGAUCAUAGAGUCGUCGAUGGCGUAACAAUAGCCCACUUCUCAAAUCUGUGGAAACACUACGCAGAAAAUCCUUCUCAUCUUCUCAUUUAGACUAAGGAAUUACUGCGAAAAAAAUACACAAUAUUUUCAAUGAUA